Molecule: messenger RNA, 909 nt
Organism: Cyclospora cayetanensis
Lineage: Eukaryota; Apicomplexa; Conoidasida; Eucoccidiorida; Eimeriidae
Product: derlin-2.2
Exons: 3
Coding region: 1-909 (302 amino acids)
Biological process (GO): endoplasmic reticulum unfolded protein response
Cellular component (GO): endoplasmic reticulum membrane; Hrd1p ubiquitin ligase ERAD-L complex
Molecular function (GO): misfolded protein binding; ubiquitin-specific protease binding
Source: RefSeq, a predicted model, not a curated record
AUGGAUCCUACGAUGGGAACACUGGGAGGUCUGAGCGGCGCAGCCGCUGCAGGCCCUGAGGCGUGGUAUCUGUCGCAGCCUCCAAUCACGCGCGCGAUUGCCACUGCCACCUUUGUAUUGACUCUCUUGACAAACCUGGGGUUGCUGCCUGUAGAGUUGCUGAUGCUAGACUGGAGCCUCGCGAUCUUCAAGCUUCAGAUUUGGCGGCUCUUCACGACGCUGCUCUACGUUGGACGCUUCUCCCUCGGCUGGGUGUUUCAUAUGUAUAUGUGGCUGCAAGUUAGCGGCGAUCUCGAGUCGAACGCAGUCUUUCGCCAGGCUUCCAAGGGGGCCUACCUGCUCUUCGUUCUCAUUGUUACGCUCAUCACCUCCCUGCUGUCUCUCCUCGUCUUUUGGCCUUCAGGCGUGUAUUUCCAUGGGGAAGGUUUGCUCUUCGCUUGUCUCUACUAUUGGUCUCGCCGAGAAGCAUAUACACCUGUUUCAGUCUCCUUCCUCACCGUGCAGGGGUAUCAGCUGCCCUUCCUCCUUUUGCUUUUGCACCUCCUCAUGGGCAGAGACUUGUGGCUAGAUGCGUUUGGUCUGGCAGCAGGGCAUGCGUAUUACUUCCUGAGGGAAAUCCUGCCGGCACAUGGAGGCCCUGAUUUGCUGACUCAAGCCCCAAAGCUGCUGGAUAUGGCGGCUGCAUGCGUUUCGAACGCGCCUCCCCCCCACGGCGGUGGGGGCCCCUCGGGAGGCUCAGGGGGGGCCCCCCGCUUCCGAACGGGAGGAGCCUCAGUGUCUGCGGGGGGGGGAGGCGCAACAACACAUGCGGGGGGGGGAGGCACAGCGUGGGGAGUCCGUCAAAGAGGCUCAACCACUCAACCCUUUUCUGGAAGAGGGUACACGCUGGGAGGCGAAGCGCAGCGAUAG